GCCGGCUAGGCGGGACCGCGUCCCUUCGCAGCGUCUGUCUGCUGCAGCCCGCUGCGGGGAUGUGCCAUUGCCAUGGCGAGGAGGCUCUUCGCGGGGGCCUGGCUCAGGAAGCCCUACUACGGCCAGGUUCGCUUCUCUUAUAUGCGGAUGAAGUAUCUCUUCUUCUCUUGGUUAGGAGUAUUUAUUGGCAGCUGGAUUAUUUAUGUUCAGUACUCAUCUUACACAGAACUUUGCAGAGGACACGACUGCAAGAAAAUAAUAUGUGAUAAGUACAAGACUGGAGUUAUUGAUGGAUCAGCAUGCAGUAGCCUAUGUACAAGACAAACACUUUAUUUUGGAAAAUGUUUGUCAACCAAACCCAACAAUCAGAUGUAUUUAGGAGCCUGGGCUAAUCUACAAGGUGUUAUAAAAUGCCAGAUGGAUGAAAAUACUCCUAUUGAUCUCAGAACUGAACUAGAACCAAGGAAAGAAACUAUUCUGUUUGAUAAACCAACAAGAGGAACUACUGUUCAGAAAUUCAAGGAGAUGGUCUAUGGGCUUUUUAAAGCAAAACUAGGUGAGCAGGGAAAUCUUCCUGAACUGGUUAAUCUCAUCUUGUCUGUUGCUGAUGGGAAUAAAGAUGGUCGAGUUUCCUUGCCAGAAGCGAAAUCAGCAUGGGCCCUUCUCCAACUAAAUGAAUUCCUGCUCAUGGUAAUUCUCCAGGAUAAAGAACAUACUCCCAAAUUGUUGGGCUUUUGUGGGGAUCUUUAUGUGAUGGAAAAAGUCGAAUAUACCUCUCUUUUUGGAAUAAGCCUUCCAUGGAUCGUAGAACUUUUCAUUCCCUCUGGUUUCAGAAGAAACAUAGAUCAGUGGUUUACUCCAUCAUGGCCUAGAAAGGCAAAAAUAGCCAUAGGGCUUCUAGAAUUUGUGGAAGACAUUUUCCAUGGACCAUACGGAAAUUUUCUUAUGUGUGAUACGAGUGCCAAAAACCUGGGUUACAAUGAUAAAUAUGACUUAAAAAUGGUGGAUAUGAGAAAAAUCGUGCCAGAAAUGAACUUGAAAGAACUAAUUAAAGAUCGUCACUGUGAGUCUGACCUGGAUUGUGUAUACGGAUCAGACUGUAGAACUGUAUGUGACCAAAGUAGAAUGAAAUGUACCACAGAAAUAAUUCAGCCAAACUUAGCAAAGGUGUGCCAGUUGCUUAAAGACUACCUGCUUCGUGGGGCUCCUCUGGAAAUACAUGAGGAAUUAGAGAAACAACUGUACUCAUGCAUUGCUCUGAAAGUUUCAGCAAACCAGAUGGAGAUGGAACAUUCCUUAAUACUGAACAACCUGAAAACCCUACUGUGGAAGAAAAUAUCUCAUACUAAUGAUUCGUAGUUUCUUUGUCUCAGAAGAAAACACAGUUGCUGCUGUAGGAGCUGACCACUUUUUCUCCAACAUAGCUUCAACAUAUUAAAAAUAUUCUUUAUUUAGCCUCAUCUCUUUCAUCAGUGCUCCUUCAAACACUGCCACUACAGUGAUUUUUUUUUCCAGUUGGAAAAUGAUGUAUGUUCUCUAAGUAUCUGCCUGGCAGAGACUACUGAAGCCAUAUGGCUAUAACACUCCCAUUUGGGAAACAAUACAGGUUCCAUGUUCUCCUCCUGCCCUUAGUCAAAUUAAGAUAUUUUAAGAAGGGCAUUCUCUUGAUAGUAUUCGCUGUAUUUCCACAGAGACUAACUUAACUUUUUGAGCCAAACUUUCGUGUUCUGAAAAAGCACUUUGAACAGUCCUAGGAGGUCUGUUCUAUUUCAGAAUGCAAUUGUGAGAUCACAUUUGAUUUGUUUAUUCACCUCAAAAACUCACUGCAUGUAGAAAAUCUAGCAUUUCAAAGAAAGGAACCUAUUCUCCCUGAUAUGUUAGGUUUUUGAAGCCAGGGAGUUUUUGAAGUAUAAGAGUACUGAAAUGAGAAUCCCACCUGCAAUCUUAAGUAAUGCCUUGAAGUAAACUUUAACCGUGCUAUAAGAAGUUACCUUCUCCUCCCCCCCCUCAUUUCUACGCCUUUCUCUUCCUCUACUCUUGCCACACCUCAAAAAAAUUACAAAUUGGGGUGUCGUGCUUUUUUUAAAAAAAUUGGAAAUCAGUUUUUUUAAUUAAAGAACUUUACAAGCGUUAUUCUGAAGAUCCACCACUACUAGAAAUUAACGUGGUAGAAUGAAUCCAAGCUACUAUUUAUAAAUAAAAUGAAUAUUUUUGAGGUUAUUUACUAAUUUUAGCAUGGCAGAAUUUGCACAUUAGUGAUUUUUCAGAAAGAAAAUUAGUGUGACAAUUAAAAUAUUUUCAAACUGGAAGUUUUUGGAACCAGAACUUUUUUGUUAGAUUUUUACAUUUGUAUACACAUUUACCUCAUGCGUACAUUGAAUGUUACAAAGUUUGCUGAAAAUUCCUAGUUAAAAGUAGAUAUUGCUCCAUGCUAUCCGUUGAGGAUUUAAACAGAGCAUGUUACACAUACAUACAUACUGUACUAGCAAUAUUUAAAGACACUAAAGUAAACUGAUAAAUUACAGUCGUCAUCUGAGUCAUAAUGAAAGCAAAUUUAUAACAAAGAAUUAAGUAUUACAUAAUAUGAAAGCAAGAAAUUGGAGGGCACUUAAACUGACUUUAAUACAGGUGAAAUCCAUAACUUUAAUGCAAUUAAUAACCCAAAGACAGUAGUCUCUUUAUGGUAAAACAUUUUAAACCAUAAGACAUAAUCUGGCCAAAGGUAUCCACAUCCAACAGUCCAAUUCCCAGCACGUUCGUUCUGAAGUAAUUUUAUUCCAGUUCAAUGGGAAUGACUCCCAAGUAAAUGUGGGUGUAGAAAUACAGGCUGUGUCUUGUUGAAUGUGGUUAAGCGUUGAUGUUGAUAUUAAAGGGAAAAUAUGCUUAAUAU
Elgaria multicarinata webbii is the source of this 2890-nucleotide messenger RNA. It is a transcript of the gene DIPK1A, whose product is annotated as divergent protein kinase domain 1A. NCBI's taxonomy places the organism in Eukaryota, Metazoa, Chordata, Lepidosauria, Squamata, Anguidae. The record is from RefSeq and is a predicted model, not a curated record. The transcript has 5 exons. Bases 73 to 1359 code for a protein of 428 amino acids.